CCCCACCAAGCACACCCACCAUGUCCGACAAGUACAAAUUUAAUGUAAGUGUGUGAAGAGAAUUCAGUCGUGUGUGACGUUGCUUCGUGUCUGAUUUCCAUGAUGUAAAUCUCACCAUGUUUAGGAUCAUCUCCCUCCAUCAGCUCGUCUGCUUUCAUACAGAAACAUUUGCAUGUGGUUUGUUCUGCAGCUUCUGUUUACUCCAUGACUUCAUUUCCCGCAUGUUGGAUCUCUGCUGAGGAAAUAAUCCACAUUUAUUCUCAUGUUGUGUGACACAGACUUUGUGUUUAUUGGGUUAUUAAAGGUAUUUUGGAGCAGGUCAGAGUGUUAUACUGUAUGUUCUGUAUACAGUCCAGGAUUCAUUCCCAUCCAACUUCACCACGUGACAUCACCACGGUGAUGGUGUAAAAGGGGUUUGAUUUGAACAUUAAGACUCCAUUCAGCAGCGAGCACCUCAUCAGGUAAGACUGCAGCACUUUACCUGGAUCUGUUCACCUGAUCACGUUCUCAUAUCACUGAUUAGUUAUUGACAAAUUCACACACUUUGCACUAUUACUGCUACGCCAGUUGUGUGUGAAUGAUGCUGUUUGUACAGUCAUGAAACAUUUUAGGAUCAAUUUGAGAUGAAUUGUUGUCAGUGGUGUAACACACUCGAGUAUAUCAUAAUGUAGUGGAGUUAUAUCACUUUAUCACCAAAUCACGUAUGUAUCUGUUAAGAGUUCAUCCUGUGACAGUACAUUUACACCGUGUGUACAGUACCACGGUUUUUACAGCUAUAUUAUUAUUAUUAUUAUUAUUAAUGACAGUUUUUCUCCUUUUUAGCUGAUGCUGGAUUUUAACCACACAGAGCACAGCAAACGUUGCUCUCAUUGGCAUCACCAUGGCAACAGUGUCAGUCCUGCUCUUCCUCCUCUUCUCAACUUUUUCUCCUCCAGUCCACAGCCGUCUCACUACGUUCCAGAUCAUUCCGAGUGGCAUGACUCAGACUGCGGCUCGGGCAGCUUGCAGAGAUAAUUACAUCGACCUCGUCACUGUGUACUCUGAUGAAGACAACACUGACCUGUAUAAUAUGAUGAAGACUUAUAGUAAAACAGGCUGGAUCGGUCUCUAUCGCAGUGUGUUCCGUGAGAAAUGGUCUAAUGGUGAUCCUGUGACAUUCAGAAAUCUGGCAGGGGUUUGUGGGACAUCGAGCUACUGUGCUGCUAUGAAGACUGAUGGUUCAUGGGAAAGUCUUCAGUGCACAGGGACACGAUAUUUCAUGUGCUAUGAAGAAGAUGUUUCUUCACAGACUCCUAAUUAUCAUCUAAUCCUUGAGAGUAAGACCUGGUCUGGUGCUCAGCGUUACUGCAGGGGGAAAUACACUGACCUGGUCAGUAUCAGAGAUCAGCAGCAGAAUGAAGAGGUGAAGAUUAAAGGGUUAAACAGCGCCACGUCCUUCUGGAUCGGCCUGCUGUGUGAUGACUGGCAGUGGACCGAUGGAGGAAACUCCGCCUACAGAAACUGGGGGAGUGGUGAACCUUGGGAAUCACCAUCAGAGGACUGUGUAUUAUUGAGUGGAGGGAGAUGGUAUUCAUGGUCAGGCACUGAUCUGAAUCCUCCUCUGUGCUACGGUGCUUCCAUCCAUGUGAGUGAUGAGGCUCUGAGCUGGGAGGAAGCGCUGGAUUACUGUCGUGACGGGAACAGGGCUGGAUUUCUGAGCAUCGAUUCUGAAUCUGAACAGAGAGAGGUGGAGUCUGAGCUCAGGAGGGGGCAUGUCUCUGAGCCUGUGUGGGUGGGGCUUAGACAGAGUCGACUCUUUGGGUUCUGGAUCUGGGCCGAUGGGAAGGCCGUGUUUCCGUACUCCUACUGGGAUGAAGGGAAACAGCCCGAGCAUCAUCUCUCUCAGCACUGCGGCGCCGUCGAUCCACGGAAAGACUUCAGAUGGAGAGAUAUGAACUGUCAGUCUCGGUAUAAAGCUCUGUGUCUCAUCAAAUGCUCUCCAUGAACCUCCUCCAUAUUAUAUAUAUUUAUAUAUUUAUAUUAUUCAUUUCAAGCUUGAACUGGUCUGUGGGUAAUAAUUUUUAUUAUUUCAAGUCUUUAUUUCUAGAUAGAAGCAAAAUUAUUUUUCUUGAAAUUUAAGAAAAUUUAAGCUUGAAAUG
This is a messenger RNA of Ictalurus furcatus (blue catfish), 2138 nucleotides long. Its product is annotated as macrophage mannose receptor 1-like. Lineage: Eukaryota; Metazoa; Chordata; Actinopteri; Siluriformes; Ictaluridae. The transcript is spliced from 5 exons. Bases 881 to 1984 code for a protein of 367 amino acids. The record is from RefSeq and is a predicted model, not a curated record.